This is a messenger RNA of Lemur catta (Ring-tailed lemur), 3523 nucleotides long. RefSeq names its product kelch repeat and BTB domain containing 12 (gene KBTBD12). Bases 31 to 1917 code for a protein of 628 amino acids. Gene Ontology annotation, molecular function: protein binding. The transcript has 5 exons. The record is from RefSeq and is a predicted model, not a curated record. Lineage: Eukaryota; Metazoa; Chordata; Mammalia; Primates; Lemuridae.
ACAGCCCCUGGGGAGUCCAGCUACAUUUAAAUGUUACUGAGAAACCUCGGAGAGUGGAUCAUGGCGUGCGAGAUCGAGGGAAGAGAAGAAUACGAGCACAGCUUGCGUUUCCUGAAUAGAAUUAAGAGCAUGAAAACAUCAGCAGAAAUGAUCGACGUGGUGCUGAUCGCGGAAGAGGAGCGGUUUCCGUGUCACCGGCUCGUCCUGGCCGCCUUCAGCCCUUACUUCAAGGCCAUGUUCACCUGCGGACUCCUCGAGUGUUCCCAGAGGGAAGUCGUGCUCCAUGACGUCACAGCGGAGAGCGUGUCGGUGAUUUUAAAUUACAUGUACAGCGCGGCCUUAGAGAUCAACCACGCCAACGUGCAGACGGUCGCCACGGCCGCCUACUUCAUGCAGAUGGAAGACGUGUUCGCCGCGUGUCAGAAGUACAUGAUGGACCACGUGGACGCCUCCAACUGCGUGGGCAUCUAUCACUUCGCCAAACAGAUCGCGGCGGAAGAUCUAGCCGAUCAGUCGAGAAAGUAUCUAUACCAGCACUUCGCCGAGGCGAGCCUGCACGAAGAAAUCCUGGAGAUCGAAGGGCACCAGCUUCUGGCGCUGGUUAGAUCGGACGAUCUGAACAUCUCCAGGGAGGAGACCAUCCUGGAUUUAGUGCUCAGGUGGGUCAAUCACAGCCGAGACUCUCGCACGGAGCACCUCGUGGAGCUUUUGAAGCAUGUCAGGCUGGAGCUCGUCAGUGCAUCCUUUUUAAGACAAGCGCUAAAGAGGAACCCAAUGCUUCUCUGUGAUGCGGACUGCAUCGAUAUGAUUCAAAACGCCUUCAAAGCCACCAAGGCCCCCCAGCAGCACUUGCUAAAUCUGCGCUACGGCAUGGAGACCGCCAGCCUCCUGCUCUGCAUCGGCAACAACUCUUCGGGAAUCCGAUCGAGGCACAGGAGCUACGGAGACGCGAGUUUCUGCUACGACCCCGUAGCUCGGAAAACCUGCUACAUCUCCUCCCCCAAGUACGGGGAGGGGUUGGGGACGGUGUGCACCGGCGUCGUCACGGAGAACAACAGUGUCAUUGUGGCCGGAGAAGCGAGCCCCUCGAAGCUGUCCCGACAGAAGAACAGGAACGUUGAAAUCUACAGGUAUCAUGAUAGAGGAAACCAGUUCUGGGAAAAGUUAUGCACGACCGAAUUUCGAGAGCUAUACGCCCUGGGCAGCGUCCAUAACGAACUCUACGUUAUAGGAGGCCAGAUGAAAAUCAAAAACCAGUAUCUCAUCACAAACUGUGUUGAUAAGUAUUCCGUGGAACGAGACAGCUGGAAAAGGGUGUCUCCCCUUCCACUGCAACUGGCGUGUCACGCGGUGGUGACAGUGAAUAACAAGCUUUAUGUGAUCGGAGGCUGGACCCCUCAGAUGGAUCUUCCGGACGAAGAACCUGAUCGAUUAAGCAACAAGCUGUUGGAAUAUGACCCCAGCCAAGACCGAUGGCGGGAGCGGGCGCCCAUGAACUACUCCAAGUACCGAUUCAGCACGGCCGUCGUCAACGGCGAGAUUUAUGUCCUGGGUGGCAUUGGCUGCGUAGGUCGGGACAAGGGCCAGGUGCGACAGUGCCUGGAUGUCGUGGAAAUCUACAACCCGGAUGGGGACUUCUGGCGAAAGGGGCCCCCCAUGCCCAGUCCCCUCCUCUCCCUGCGAACCAACUCUACCAACGCGGGAGCCGUGGACGGGAAGCUCUACGUCUGCGGGGGAUUCCACGGCGCAGAUCGCCAUGAGGUCAUCUCCAAAGAAAUACUGGAGCUGGACCCCUGGGAAAACCAGUGGAACGUGGUAGCCGUCAACGUCCUCAUGCACGACAGCUAUGAUGUCUGUCUGGUGGCCAGGAUGAACCCCCGAGACCUCAUCCCCCCACCUUCAGAUCUGACGGAGUGACAGUUGCUGGGGGACCUCCCGCCGCGUCUGCCGACAGGGCCCUCAGCAUGGCGGGGGCCCGCGGUAUCCGCCAGCCAUGCGAGCGUUGCAUGCGUAGGGGCCCGUGGGAAGCAGCUGGGUGCUGGAGGGGAGCCCUCCUGGGGCACCUCGCAGUCCGAGGGGGCAGAUAAGACCCCGCAAGGUGGAAGUGGUUACAGCCACCAGAGGGGCACAGGGUGGGGGGCCCCCAGGAGGGCAGGGAACGGAGGAUCUCACUCCGCUGGGGCCACCAGGACAGCAUAGCCACGGGGCAGACCUUGAAUUGGGCCUGGAGAACAGGGAGAAAGCUUCCCACGGGUACCGCUGCUGCUGCUGCUGCUGAUGUCACCAGAGUGGGGACAGCCCCGGCCUUCGGGGUUCGCUACAAGAGUAGGUCGCAGCUAAAUGCCCAACGGCUGGAGGAGUGAGGCGUUUGGACCGAUCCCUGAGCCGGGAAAUGAUCUCCAAACAGCGAUGUUGAAGGAGGACUGGCGUCACUGUUAUAAAGCACCGUCUACUCCCUUCCAGAAUAUUCCUUGCGUUGCAGCGACCUCACCCAGCAGCGGGGCUGGGAGCCGCCGACACGCUCACGACACGCAAGCCAGACCACGGCGGGCAGGGGCGUCCAGGGCAGAAGUUCCAGCCAAGCCCGGAGGAGGCCGGGGGGCAGCCUGGACCGGACCCCACCCGGCGGCCUUCGCCCGGGUUGGCCCCGGCUGGAUCGAACCGGCCCGAGCCACCCAGCUCAGGGUGCCCUGGCUGAGGGGCAGAGGAGGAAACAUCGCCACCAGCCUGAGCCCACACGAGAGCAUAAUCGGAGGACAGCCGCUCUGCAAAUACACUUUUUAAAAUUGACAUUUCGAUGACACCGGGGAAACCCAUCUCGUACUUACCCUGUUGCAUUCAGAGAAGGCACGUUGGUGGCUGUUCUUCGGCCACUUCUCAGAAGAAUUUCACGUCGCGUGAGGCUCCGUUGGAAGCAGGAGUGGUCAGUGAAUUCCCGAGGAUUUUCCGGGAGCCAGAAAAACCCUCGAUGGAAGCGGGUCGUCUCUGGCGCCCAGCCGUGUGGCUGUGACGGCCGCUAGCCCGUGUCCCCGGGUUCCAGCUGCCAACCAGGUAGGAGAGGCGGGUCCAGCGGAAACCGGAGCCCAUUGGAGACCUGUUUCUGCCACCAAGGAAGGGAACGUGAGACCCAGGGUAGGGUGUCCCCAAAGGGGCCAUGCCUGUCUCUCUGCAUUUGGAGCCCAAGCGCCCCAGCAGGGCCUGACGCACGGGCGGGUCUCUGGGCAGCCGGAAUGCAGCAGCGUCUCGCGGACCCGAGGCCACGGUCCCCAGCAUGUCUGCUUGCGUGUCUGCGUCACAUCGAGCUCGUGCUUCUCCCCGGCGGAGGGUCGCGCUCCGUGAUUCUCUCUGCUGCACAGACGAGCUGUCCCUCUGAGCUGGCCGUCACAGCCAGGGUUGAGGACGGCCUCCUCGGCGUCUCUGCGUCCCCAGGUUCCUGUCACAAAGUCACUGUCCUGGGCCGGGUGCGGUGGCACACGUCUGUAGUCCCAGCUACUCGGGAGGCUGAGGCAGGAGGAUCGCUGGA